Messenger RNA from Frieseomelitta varia, 9508 nucleotides. RefSeq lists its product as uncharacterized. Gene Ontology annotation, molecular function: protein binding. The transcript has 21 exons. NCBI's taxonomy places the organism in Eukaryota, Metazoa, Arthropoda, Insecta, Hymenoptera, Apidae. The annotation marks the transcript as partial. The record is from RefSeq and is a predicted model, not a curated record.
UUUUCUCGGUUCUUCUUUCCUACGUUCCGAUGGCCGAUCCCGCGGCAGAGGGUGCCACCGAUCUGCCCCGUGAGACGCAGCAAAAGCUUCCCGAACGAAAGCGAGGCGACCGAUCACGCAGCCGAGCUCGAGGACUUCCUCUCCUCCAGAUCAGGUGUAACGGAACUGUCGAUGGAUAAGCCAGAGUUCGAGGAAGACGUGGAAGACGAGGAAGAUGAAGAAGAUCACUGGAAGGACGCGUCGCCCAUCACGCCAACCUGCAGUCCAACCAAACACCCGCCAAAAUCGAGCCAACCUGUGAAAACCGUGGAGGUGGACGUCCACGAGUUCCAGCCGACCAGCCCUCUGGACGAGAAAGACGUGAUCAUCAUCGACAGCGGCGCCACGCCGCCUAGCAAGAAGCUGGCCACGAGGUACAACCAGGUACUGGCCACUGGGCCGGAGAAAGCGACGCCGAAAGUGAAAUUAAAGCGGGAGACCAAGGUGAUAGAGUCGGAGGAACCGUGUGAAAAAGUGCCUGAAACCGGGAAUGUGAGGAGAGGAGCCACGAAGCGGACAGAGUCGACGGAGAAACAAGGUCCCAAAGAGGCAGUGGAGACAGAUGGGAUGGAGAAGGGCGCGAGGAAGAAGGUUUUGAGGAGGAAGGAACAGGAUCGGAGAUCGUCGAGGAGAAAGUUGGAGGAGAUCGAGGAGCCAGCCUCGGAGGCUUCUAGAACGGAUGCUGACGACUCUAGGCGGAGGAGAGAGUCGGAGGGCGGUCUGGUGAGAUCCAGGGAAGAGAGGAAGAGCCUGAAAGAGCAGGAGUGCAUAGAACGAGUGACGGAGUUUCUGACGAAGCACAGCGUGCUGAGUUACGCGGAGACGAUGCCAGGCGGCGAGAGGAGAGAGGAGAGAGAGCUGGUCCAGUCGAGUUUCGUAGAAGUGGAGCAGGAAGCGAAGACAGCCGAGGAAUCGUCGGUGAGAAGGUCCGAGGAGCAAGUGAAAACUCCGUCUUCUGUUGAGUCGGAGAGGCGAGUUCCAGUGUCGAUUAGGUUAACGACUGAUAGGCCACAAGCCGCCGUGGAAGAGGCGAAGCUGUCGGUAACGAGUCCGGAGACGGAGGCGCCGAGAGAGACCAAGCGUCGAAGCUCGAUGAGAAAGAGACCCGGUGCGUUCUCCCGGGAGUCUUCGAAGGAGUCGUUGCUGACUGGAGACGAGACGAAGAAAGAGGUGAGGAUACAGGAGAACGUGGAGGAGAUAUACUUCGAGGACACGAGCGAGCACACCAGCGCCAUUCUGCCGGAGGUUCAGCUGGUGAAGGCUAGGAUAAUCACAGCGGAGGAGGCGGCGGCGAACCGAGUCGAGGAACCGACGAGGAUCGAGAUACACUCGCCGCCGGAAGUGGCCGUGGUCUCCGACUCGGUGAGAGUGAGGACCGGACGGGUGCCGUCGCCGGAAAUUUUGGACACGUCGCAGCUGCAGCUGGUCAGCUUGGCCAAGUCCACGUCCGAGAACACUUUGAUCGAGAGAACGAGCGAGGAGAACAAAGUGUCGGAGAGGAACAUCAAGGCGGAGAUAUUGCUGGACUUGUCGAAAGUGUCGGAAGUUGGUGACGAGGUGUUGGAGACGGAGUCGGAGGGGGAGGCGAGGGAGAGAAAGUUGAGCAGAACCGGUAGCGAGGGCUCGAAGAGGGGCGAAAGAGGGUUGAAAAGGACGAAGUCGAGGGAGCGCGAGGGAGAGUUUAAGAUUGGCAGUUUGGCGCAGCCGGACGAGCCGGAAUUGACGAUUCUGUUGGAGGGCACGGUCGCCGAGAGAGGCAGGAGGAACGUGAUGGACGAUGACCGCGACAGUUUGGUGGACUUUGGCGUGGAGAAGAUGAUCAGGAGGUCAGCGGAGGCCGAGUCCGAGGCUGGUUCGCGGCAAACAGCGAGGAAGCGUCGCGAGGACUAUCAGCAAGAGGACAAACAGCAGGAAGAUCGCGAGAGAUCGUACUUUGAGGAGAAGGAGGAGGAGGAGGAGGAGGAAGAGGAGGAGGAAGAGUCAGAGUUCGGACGGGAGCACGACUGGACGCCGGAAUCCAGGGAUUAUGAGAAAACUCUCUGGCAGCAGAGGCGUCCGCUGCUGCUGGAGGAUACGGUCUCCCUCAGGCAUCAGGAAGACGACAGCAGUCUAAUCAGCAAGGAACACUCGCUCGAGUACCAGAGCCAGACACUAGAGAGCCAGUCGGAGCGUCUGCUGCUCUCCGCGUCCUUGGAGAGCCUGCUCAGAUCGGUGCCGGACAGCUGGCCGAGUCAGCCGUUGGACAGAAGCGUCGGGGAAUCGGAGCGUAGCUUCAAGGAGACCCAGUACUCGCCGAACGAGAGACGCGACGCCGAGACACAGACUGAACAGGAGACGAAGAGCACCCAGUGCAGCCCGGAGCAGAGCGUCGUCAGCCCGUCGGAGGUGUCGAAGGACAGUCCUCUGCAUCUGGCGAGAAAGUACUAUCAGAGCCCGCGCAGGGAGGUUCAAACGCAGACGCAGGGCGAGAGCAAGAGCGUUCAGUGUUGCCUGGACGAAUUAGGCAGCCUAUCCAGGCUACCGGAUCUCACUGACUCGUUCGACAGCCCGUCCAAGUCCGAGAGGAGCUACGUGAAGGAGUCGAAGAGCGUCCAGUGCAUACCGGAGGAUAUCUCGACGAGCCUCGACAGAGCGUCCGCGUCGGAGAGUGUCGUUCUGUCGUACGAUCAGGAGCCGACCAAGAGCCCGAGAAGGGAGGUCGAGGUACAGACUUAUCAGGAGUCGAAGGCGAUCCAGUGCAGCGAUGACGAGCUUCUAGAGGAGCAAUCGCCGGGGAAUAAGGAAGAGAGCGCGAGGAGAGUAGCAGAGAGUUCGGGCUCGUCGAGCUGCGGCGGCUCACCCUGCGGCAGGCUUCCGAUUCUGGUGUUCGUGGAGGGGCGAGGCGUGGACAUGACGGUCACGCAUCGGGAUCACGACGGGAACGUGAGCUGGUCGAAGCACUGGGGGCCGGAGCGGCUCGUGGAGAUCCACAGGGAGCCGAAGACCAGCCUCGGAUUGAGCAUCGUCGGCGGAAAGGUCGAUCUGCACAAUGGCAGCUCUAGUAAGUCACAGAAUAUAUCCGGGAUAUUCAUAAAGAACGUAUUGCCGAACAGUCCGGCCGGAAGAACCGGCGAGUUGAAGAUCGGGGAUCGAAUAAUCGAGGUCGAUGGCGUGGACCUGCGGCAUAGUACUCACGAGAGGGCGGUGGAGGUUAUACAAGCCGCCGGAAAUCCUGUCUGCCUUCUCGUCCAGUCUCUGGUGCACCUGAACAACGAGCACGACGGCGAGGGGGAUGGAAUAAAGCAGAACGCCAGGAGCCGAUUGCCUGGAACACCCACGGCUUCCUUCCGUCAAAAGGCCUCGCCAGUUUCACCCAGGUCCAGCACGCCGGAAGUGACACAGGGAGGUAUCGAAGACGGGGAGAAGCAAAGUAGUUCACGAUCAGAUUUCAGGAGACAGAGUACAAGAGCUUCAGAUGGCGCGGGACCCACCACGCGAAGAUCCUCCAUGAAAAAGUCUAUUCGCAAGAAGGCGCCGUCACCGCCAUCCAAUCCGGGCAUACUGCGCGAGGUGAGCGAGGAGAAAGAGGACAAUGCAUCGAAACCGGAAGAGCCGCCAAGACGGAAGUAUUCCUCCGACGAGAGCUCCGAGGAGGACACGCGCGAGCUCGAGGGCAACGUUUACACGAAGGCUGGCAUGGAGAUAUCGAGGAAAAGUGCCGGAAAUGUGAAGCGUUCCAAAGCGGAGAUCGAAGCGGACCCGGAGAACGAGGAUGAGUUCGGUUAUACUAACAUGAAAGUACAGAAGAAAUAUCACUCCCUGGGGCACAAGGUGAUACUAGUAAAGGUGGAGAAAGACAGGCGCGGUUUAGGUAUUUCAUUGGCCGGGCACAGGGAUCGAAAUCGAAUGGCAGUGUUCGUUUGUGGCCUUAAUCCAAAAGGGGCAGCUCACAAAACUGGCGAGAUUUCGGUCGGAGACGAAAUACUUGAGGUGAACGGCUGCGUUCUGCAAGGACGAUGCCACUUGAAUGCGUCUGCCAUGAUCAAAGGAAUGGCUGGGACGUGUUUCAAAAUCGUCGUUUUAAGGAGGACUGCUGCCAUUGACGAUCUCGCCGUUAAACCCAUCGUUCAGUUCCCUCCAACGCUGGAAGAUUCUGACAUGUUCAGUCAGUACAAAGGAGUACGCAACAUACCAGUGAAAAAGGGCCAAUACGGACUGGGUAUAAUGAUCAUCGAGGGAAAACACGCGGAAGUCGGCCAAGGUAUAUUCAUCUCAGACAUUCAAGAAGGCAGUGCUGCAGAACAGGCUGGCUUGCAAGUGGGUGACAUGAUCCUCGCUGUUAACCUCGACUGUCUGCUGGGCUCGACUUACGACGAGGCCACGAAUCUUCUGAAGAAAGCAGAGGGCGUCGUUACGCUUACAGUAUGCAAUCCGAAUCAAAGUAAAGUGGCGAAAGAAGAAGAAGACAGAGCGAAAGGCAUUAUUCCCGAACCUGAAGCACCAAAGGAGCCUGAAAAGCCACCGGAACCAGAAGGACCGCAAGAUCCAAAAGACUGCAAGAUUAUUUCUGGCAGGGAUACGACGAUAGAGUUUCAGAAAGAUAAGGACAAAGCGAUUGGCUUCAUUGUAGCUGGUGGUUCCGACACACCACUGAAAGGGGUGUUCAUCGUCGAGGUGUUCCCGGACGGAGCGGCCCACAAGGACGGACGACUGCAGCCUGGUGAUCAGAUACUCGACAUGUGUUCUCAAAGCUUCAAAGACAUGGAGCACGAUCAAGCUCACGCUGCGGUAUUGAAGGCUUCAGGAACUAUCACAAUGUUGGUGCAUCGACCCCCAUCUGACAAAGGUGAAGAGAUAAUCGAGGUUGAAUUACAGAAGAAGUCGGGCAAAGGAGCUGGCCUCUGCUUGACGGGAUACAAGAGUGGAAAAGGAGCAUACGUGUCAGACUUGUUGCCCGGUGGCAGCGCUUUGGAAAGUGGGAAGAUCUGCAAGGGCGACCGAGUGGUGGCUGUCGGCGGCCAGGACGUUCGCGAAGCUCCCGUGGAGGAUAUCGCUGUCCACGUGAAAGUUUCCAACCCGGUGCAAUUGAAGCUGGCUAGGUUCAAAUCCGCUAAGCAAUGACAGGGUUCUGCAGGCGGAACUCGGAAAGCAAGAAUUCCCACCAGAAACCACGGACUCUAGUGUGAUAUAACUGACUAUACCAAAGUAACUAUAAAUACCGUAUAUUUACCGUAUAAGUAACGCUAAUUCUAGAGGAAGGAACAAAGGGAAAUGCAAUUAUACGUACGACGGUAUACAUAUAUAUUAUAAAUAUAUAUAUAUCUUGAAUCUGUGACACGAUUCGAACAUUUCAAAUCGUGUUCAGAUCGAAGGAUAUUUCAGAUCUAGACAUUUCGAGUGUCUCACACGCGAUUUUAUAGAGAAAAAGAAAAGAAAAAGAUGAGAAAAAGAAACACACUGUCUCGAUAAUUAUCUAAUAUAAAAAAAAUUGAUACGUCUGCGCGAUGAUUUAUCGACGAUCCCGAAAGAUUUCGUUUGCCACGGUUCAACAUCCGAGUAGUCGAUAGAAAUACUUCGCGAGGCCCGUUAUAUACACUUAUUAGACUUAAUAAACACAGAGUAUUUAUGCAGUUAGAGCGAUAUUAUAUUAUAUAUAUUGUAAUAGCCACGUGGACGUGUAUCACGGUGAAACGAGGUUCGCGAAAGAGGUUGAAACUCGUGGAAAAUUUAUACUUAGAAAAAUCGACUUUUUGAAGAAAAAGAAAAAAAAAAAAAGAAACAUGAAGACAAUGAAACGUUUUCUCUGUUAAAAUCUGUUUCUCUGUCAAUUUUUAUUAAUAUAGAGAAGCUGUUUAAUAUACUUCCGUUGACAAAGAAGAAUUUUGCGGAUUUUGAAUAAAAUAAGAAACAGAUUAAAUCGAAGGUAAAUUCAAGGAAAGAAAUUAGGACGAAUAACCUCGAGAGAUGUUACUAAGGAAAUCUCUCUAAUAUAUCCCUUGAAAACUAGUAAACUAGCAAACAUGAAUCUAAAGACACAGCGCUGUAUGAAUAUAUUCGAUAAAAUCGAAUGAAAAUAUUUGGAGGCCGAAGGUAUGUAUAAUUUAUCAUGUAGGAGGUAAAUAUUCGAAAAUAGAAUACUCUAGCAAUUAUUAAAAAAAAUAUCAAAGAUACUUAAUGAAAAAAAAGAGAAGAAAAAGAUUUAACGAAACUAGAAAAUUUAAACAGUUUCAGUUGAUCUUGCUCGCGUUAUUAAAAUAGAUCCUAAAAGAGAAUUUACAUUUGUGAAAUGGUUAUAUGAAUGGUUAAUAAAAAAAAAAAAAGGAAAGAAAGAAAUAUCUCGAGUAAAUUCAUAAAUCUAGAAUAAUUCUGCAAGCUCCGGAGAAAGGAGGAAAACCGAAAAAUGUCAGAGAGAUCGAUCGAUAUGUUUUCAGGAGUUCCCACCUCUUUCCAGGCCAAUUCCAACCGUGUCUUCAUACGAACAGAGAUAUCUCGCUUGUACGUUUCGUAUCACUUACGUUUAAGUUAGGCGACUUAGGGACUUAGGCUAGCGAACGAUCGCGCACGACCGACCGUAUCGAACAUUGUCGAAACGCGUAACAAACAGAGAAAAACAAAACGCGAGGAAUUAACAUCGGAACGUUCGUUCGAGGAAACAAAAGAAAAGAAAGAAACAAAUUCUAACUUCCUUCGUGAUCGAGUGAUCUAACAAAGAACCCUAAUCUAACUUGAAAAGAAAAAAAAAAAAAAGAGAAAUAAAAACCCGUGGGUUCGAUGAAACGAAACACGAUUGAGCCUCGUUGCAUUUUUAACGACGUGGCGAUCUUUUCCAAGGAAAAAGAAAAAGAAAAAGAAGAGAGGAGAGAAAUGUUAAAGGGAUCGUUGGAAGAGAGACGACGAUGGAUUUGUUGAGAGGUUAGACUGGCUUGUUGAUCGCGUAUAGUUCAAUUUAUCCUAUUAUCCUAGUCGUUAGCGUAGAGAUCUCCGAAUGAGCGAAGAAAAAGCUUGAGAAAUUCAGUAUAGAAGUAUUACGUGGAAAUUAGGGAGAACGAGAGGGUUUCUAACCCUGCUGUUCUCUUCGAUAUUUUUUUUUUUUUUUUUUUUUUGAUCAUCGUGUAUCGUUGAAUGUUUCCUUUUUUGUCAUGGUUUAUUUAUAAGAAGAGUGGAAUAUUCAAAUUAACUCUCAACUGGUUGAUCCGUUGAAUCACGUUUUUUUUUUAAGGAAAAUGUCAAAUGCGAAAUGAAAUUGUUACGUCUGAGUCUCGUUAACCUAAUAACCGAACCAAUAAUUCUGGAAUCUAACAGUCAAGUCGAUCUUGCAUAAUAACUGUACUUGAGAAAAGAAAUCGUGCAUAGAAUUUUUUAUUCUCAAUUAGUACUCGAUUAAUAAAAAGUUCAAAAAGGUUUUCGUGAAAUAGAUACGAUUUGGAAAGAUUUUUACAAAGUCCAACACCAGCUAUUGAAAAUUAUUGGUUCUAGUGAAAUUAUUCGAGUCGAAUCUUUUCACUUCAAUUGAUUUUCGAAAAUGUAAAAUAUAAAAAUGAAAUCAAAUAUUUGAUCAAUAGGAUUAAUUAGAAAAAUUAGCGUUCGCCGAGGAUGAAAAUCAAAUAUUUUGAAAGCGUCUGUUAAAGAAUAAUAAUUUAUUUUAUAACCGACCCAAGGGGAACAGCAGGAUUAAGAGAGCGUAGCGAGACAUUUAUGGUCGCGAUGGCCGAUUUCGCGCGAACGUUCCCGCUCGAAUUUAUUUCAGGAAUGAAUAUCGAGCUUAAGGUGAUUCGAUUUUCUUUUGAACUCGAUAUUCGAGUGUUUGAUUCGAUUCGAGCGGCAUAGAAUUUCACUUGCCUCAUACAGCACGCGAACGUUUUAAUGUUAGUUGCGUCAAAGUGUACAUAUAGGGUGAUUCAUUUUCGAAUGAUGAAUAAACGGAUCAUUCAUCAUGCACAAUUGGAUGUGGUGAUUAUUGGCGAAAUUCGGUGAAUUACGAGUCGCAAGUUGUUAGUUAUUAAAUUCACGUGUGAAGUAUUACAAAAUCACAAAUUAUUCUAUUUGAUUCGUAACAUUGCAAAUUAUUCCAUUCCACGUGAAUUUAUAAAAUUAUAAAAGAGAGGGAAACGUGCAAUCUGUAACUUGUGAUUUGCCUUUAUAAUAUAUAAUUUAUUUAUUAUAUACUAUAUAAAAUACAUUAUAUAUAUAUAUAUAAUAUUGAUUGAUAAAUUAUUGCGCAAGGAAUCCAAGCGAUGAAAUGUUAAACAAAAAUCAUGGAUUUUCCCAAAGACAAAAAGAUGUGAUUUAAUUCAACGAAAGGUGAAAAUCUGAGAAAGUGAAGAAAUUAAAUUCCCCUCUCUAUUUAAAAAUAAAAACAUUGGACAAAAGACUCACGUGGUAAAUUUUGUAGCAAACUUCAUUGUAAUUAAUUUCGAGACGUCUUAAUUUAAUUUAUUAUUCGUCCGAUCGUUGUUCAAUCAUAAUUCCAAUUCUUCCAAUUUUUCUUCUGUUAGUUCAACGAAUCAAUUACUAAUUACACCGAUACGACUCGUGAUUAUUAUUGCAUCGGCAUUAAUUUCCAAGUUUCUGACUUUCGUCUAGUGCGCGAAAUCCAUUUGAAACGGAUCACCCUGUAGAUAUCUAUCUGUCAGCGUAUGCACCGUAAAAGCUAGCUGUGUUCAUUGCUUUUGAUUUCGAUGCAACCGAUAUCGAAUUGAGAUAUCGAGGCCACGUCCUAGCAAGAUAGUCAAUGAAAUAGUAAAAGAAUCGUGGGAACGUUGAGUCGUACGUUGCUCGUAAAUAACAAACACCUGUUUAUAUAUAUGCAUACACAUGUACGUGUACACACACAUGCGUAUACGUACGCUUGUCGGCUGUAAGCAGUAUCGCGAUAAGUUCAUCCUAAUUUAUUGAACAUCUCGUCCGGUUUCUCAAGAUUGUGUUCCCUUUUGUGGGAAAGUCGUGACUUUUCGCCAUUUCGGCGAAAUAACUCGAAUAACUUCGGAUUAAAUAUUUGGAAAUUUCGGAGCUUGGAAAUUUAGAGAGUUUUAGAGAAUUUUAAUGCACGAAAGAUUUCGGAAGACUCGAAUGCUGAAGAAUUCGAAGGUUUAAAACUUUAGAGUAUCCAAAGAAAGAAACUCUGAAAUUCUGCAGCUCGAAAAAAUCCCUAAGUUUAAUAUUUCGGUAAGUUCAGGGAAGGUUAAUCUUAAAAAUUUUAAACUUUAAAAAUCCUCCAAUUGCCAGUGAAAUUUUAAACUUGAAAAUUUUCCAACUUCCAUUAAUAAUAAUCAUUGGCUCUGCGUCUAACUGUUGACCAAUCAGUGUACGUAUAUGCUGUCUCGACUCACGUUGGCAAUCGCUUUUCUUAUCGAAGCACGGAUCGAAAUCAAAGGUAAUUCGCAAGGAUAACCGUUGCACCAAGCAUUCGUGAUCGUUCUGUUGGCAUGUUGCAAAACGACGUCAUGCCAUGAUGGCGAGGCAACAUCGAUUGUAAAAUAAAAAUACAAAA